CCGCUUGCUCUUCGAACAUUCAACUGAGCACUGAACGCUCUCAUAAUUCCAAGUUUCCUCUUCGUGAAGACUAGGGAACGCACCAUCUACACCAGAUCAGUAGCUUAUAGUUGGCGAGAACGUCAGACUCGAAUUAUCUUUAGCGGUGCACAGCAAUUUCGCGCUGCACGCUGCAGAUUGCACGCGCGUCGGAGGCCAAUUUGAGAGCCACGCAGCACGACCGGACUGGCGCGAUUCCUCCCCUCGAGAUCAUCAUGAGCGCAUUGGAGGCCCUCGCGUCGCCACGUCAGCCACCGUCCUUCGGCACGGUCGCGUCGUGGCGAAAGCUGCGAAUCGUCGCGGCGACGGUGUUACUCGUGGUGCUCGUGCUUAUGAGCUACUUCGGCCGCGGCUCAGCCUCGCGCGACUCGGAGACCGCCGGGCGGCGCGGAACGAGCGGAGCGACGAUGGGGGCGAUGAUGCGGGGAACGACGGCGCAGCGUCGGCAGCUGGCGCGGCAGGGAUUGAUGUCCACCGGCGGUGGCGGUGGCGGCGCCGCAGCGAGCCCACUGCAAAAGAUCCGUGACUGGGUGAGGCGAUUCGGCAAGAAGCGGCGAAGCAAGAGGGCUUCUCGACUCGGCAAGCUCGUGGCAGACCCCGGGCUGGGCCUUCCCCCACCGCGUCGCGACGUGCUGAUGCAGAGGGAGGAGUUCAACCCCGUGUCGCGAUACCUCUCCACGGGGCUCUCCGUGGACGCCGCUACAGGCGCCGCGUCGUGGUCCGUGGAAGCCGGCGACGUGGACCACCGAUGGAUGUACGGGAUCGCGCAGAGCCAAGGCAACUGCGCGUCAUGUUGGGCUACAUCGGUAGCGGAUGCAGUUCAAGGCGCGUACGGACUCUUCUCCGCUUCCUCAUCCUCAACCUCGUUUGAAGACUCCUCGCCACCCGUUUACCACCGCUUCAUGUCGCUCUCCACGCAGCAGCUCGUGGAUUGCGCGGGUGCGGGCGCCACGUGCGCGGGUGGUUACCCGGAAGACGGGUUACAGUACGUGGCGAAGAACAAGCUGCAGUACAACUUCACCUACCUGUACACGGGCGCGGGGGGAAAGUGUAACGCGAGCCCCCAGAAGGCCGAGGCAGUGCCGCCCAUCAAGCAGUACGAGCAGGUGCCUCUGCCAGGAUUCCUAGGGCUCAUGCUGGCGCUGCAGAGGCAACCCGUUAUAGUCACGCUCCGCGCUUCAAGCGAAGACUUCAUUACCUACAGGGAGGGCAUAUACGAUAACGACGCGUGCUACAACGCGGACACACCAGCCAACGAGCAGCAGCCGCAGGAGGGAACAGCAGGCAACCUAGAAACCUCAAACCCAGACUCCAAAUACACAGCCCAAGCCCUUCCCACCGACUACGGCUACGGUGACACCAACAGCAGUGGCAGCGUCGGAAUACCCAAUGGUGGCACAAACCCUAGCCUCCCCGAGCCGACUGUAACGGCGAACCUGAUCGACCACGUGAUGCUGGCCGUGGGGUACCACUUUGAGGGGGUGGGGUCGGAAGGGAACUACUUUAUCCUGAGGAACAGCUGGGGCGAGCAGUGGGGGGAGAUGGGGUACAUGAGGAUCAAGAUGGGGAAUCCGCCGUUCGGCACGUGCGGCAUGCUGGUGCAACGAGGGCUCUACCCCGUGCUGGCUGAUGCCGUGCUGCCCAGUCCGUGUGAGGCCAACGCGUGUGGCGGAGGCGUAUGCGUUCCCUCCCCCGCGGGCACCGGAAAGUACUCAUGCUUAUGCGCCGAGCCACUGGUAGCAGCCAAGAACCGGGACGGCACCGACACCUGUGUGCCCGUCAACGUGUGCGGGCUGCUCCCCUCUGACCCCUGCGGCGUGGGCAAGUGCAUCAACAGCGGCGACGGCGGCUACUCCUGCCUCUGCCCGCCCAACUACGCCCCCAGCCAGCUGGCCUCGGGACAGACCACCUGCGCUCCUGGGAGCAGCCCUGCCGGGGCGACAUACGUGGUGCGGGGAGGCGAGACGUGCAAGGACAUCUGGACGUUCAUGGGGCUGUCGGAGGAUCUGCUGGCGGCGCAGAACAAGGGCCUGGACUGCAGCAACCUGAGGAAGGGGCAGAGCAUCAACGUGGCCCAGCCUGCCAGCAACCAGAUCUGUCGCACUCGAUACACCGCCAUGCAGGAGGAUGUGGUCUCCGAGAGUUGUGACUACAUAAACUCACGCUUUAGCAUCGAUGCUGCUCAGAUGAACCCGGGGCUGGACUGCUCGCAGCUGGUAGCCGGGCAGCAGAUCUGCAUAGCAGUGGGAGACGUGGUGACAGGCGCCCAGGACUACGAGCUGUGCACGGAGUACACGCCAGUCGUGCCGCUGGGCACCUCCACGCCGCCCACGUGCUCCGAGCUGGUGGAUGCCUAUCUUGGCGGCUCCUGGCUCAAGCUUUUCAGCCUCAACCCAGGGCUGCGCUGCGACAGCUUGGAGCAGCUGACGCUCAUGGGGCAGGAGAUCUGCACGAGGGGCACGCCGCUAGGAGCGGUGCCGUGCGGCAAGGGCAGGUCGGCGACGGUUCCCAACAAGGCGUACUAUGUGCGCAGGGGGGACACCUGCUCCUCCAUUAUUGCCUUGCAGUUCAAGAUGAAGUCCAGCCUGGUCUCCCAGCUCAACCUGGGAUGGGUCUGCCGCUCCCAGGGCCUCUACAAUGGCCUUGGACUCUGUGUACCCAUGUAGCAAUUAGGGCAUGGCCUCUAGUGGAUAGAUCCAUAGCACUCUGCGAAUAACGAGGUGACUUUUGAGUCGACUCAAAUGGCAUGGCCUCAUAGCGGAUAGAUGCAUAGCACAAUGUGAAUAACCUGGGAUGGAUUUGCCGCACGCAGGGCUUAAAGAAGGGCCUUGCGCUCUGCGUUUCGACACAAUUACGGCAUGGCCUCAUAACAAAUAUGGGUUGUAGGAUUGUGCUAAUGGCGGCGCUGGUGGUGGGUUCUUUCUCUGCGUAUUGUAGCAUUGUUGAAG
Molecule: messenger RNA, 2987 nt
Organism: Closterium sp. NIES-67
Lineage: Eukaryota; Viridiplantae; Streptophyta; Zygnematophyceae; Desmidiales; Closteriaceae
Source: the annotation of a GenBank genome assembly